This is a messenger RNA of Canariomyces notabilis, 1266 nucleotides long. RefSeq names its product glycoside hydrolase family 43 protein. Gene Ontology annotation, biological process: carbohydrate metabolic process. Bases 156 to 1127 code for a protein of 323 amino acids. The record is from RefSeq and is a predicted model, not a curated record. Gene Ontology annotation, molecular function: hydrolase activity, hydrolyzing O-glycosyl compounds. The transcript is spliced from 4 exons. Lineage: Eukaryota; Fungi; Ascomycota; Sordariomycetes; Sordariales; Chaetomiaceae.
UCGCUGCGCUCCGCGAUCUGGUACCUCCCGGAGAUCUGGGUUCAAAUAACAAAGACAAUGUCGAGGCUGAGUAGCGAUACUGAGAUGGAGCUCAUCACCAGGUUGAGGCUCAACGCAGCAUCCGCCAGAUACGCAUUGGAGAUAUCGUGUGAAAGAUGAAGUUCAUCUCGCUGGGCUUCUGGGCCAUUGCGGCCUGCGUAACCCUGGUUUCUGCCGCCUCCUUUUCCAACCCUCUCAAGGCGGUCAACGGGUCCGACCCUCACAUUGUCUAUGACAAUGGUUAUUAUUAUCUGAUGACCACGACGUGGACGAACUUGCAGAUCACCCGGGCGAGAACCCUGGAAGGACUCAAGACUGGCCAGAACAAAGUGGUGUGGACAGAUUCGAAUUCAGCACGGUGCUGCAACGUCUGGGCCCCUGAGCUUCACAAGAUCAACAAUGUAUGGUAUAUCUACUAUACUGCAGGAAACAGCGCAAACCUGGAUGGCCAACGUAGCCACGUUCUCAGGGGCGGCGCUUCACCAUGGGACAGCUUCUCAUACGCCGGACAACUGACCCGUGACUGGGGCAUUGACGGGACCGUCCUCCGCUUCCCCAACCAAAACUACUUCGUCUGGUCGUGCUUCCCCAGGGCCAACUGGCAGUCGCUCUGCAUUGCGCCCAUGACCUCGCCCACGUCGAUUGGCGCGUCUCGCGUCCUCUCAGAGCCGACCCAGUCCUGGGAGCAAGCCGACAGGCCUGUCCAGGAGGGCCCCGCAGCGCUGUAUCAUGGCAGUAGCAUCUUCCUGGCUUACAGUGCCAGCUUCUGCUGGACCAGCAGCUAUCAGCUCGGUCUCUUGACGUACAAGGGCUCUGGUGAUCCGACGCUGGCCUCGAGCUGGGCUAAGUCGGGACCGGUUUUCAGCUCGGCGAAUGGCAAUUAUGGUACUGGGCAUAACGGGUUUUUCACGAGUCCUGAUGGCAAGGAAACGUGGAAUGUCUACCAUGCGACGGCCAUCAGCCAGGGAGCUUGUGACGGUAACAGAUAUACCGCCGCUAAAAGAGUGGAUUGGACCGCGGACGGCAAGCCAAUCUUUGGAAGGGCCGAUCGUGUAGGCACUGUUCUUGCUGGGCCGUCGGGCGAAUGACCGUCUGAGACUUUUUUUACUAUCCAUAACCGAGGAGUAUUGUUUGAUGAGGUCACUGGCACAGUUGUCGGAAUUCUAUGUUACAGUUGUUCUCAAAUUUCGAGCUCAAUGGAAGUGACAUACCGGUAGUAGUUGCCUA